AUGGAUGAACAAAUUAUAAAUGUGAUAUUUGACCCAAACUUCACUUCUUUUGAUUAGGAUUUAGCUAAUAUGAGUCUAGAAAAGAUGAUGCAAGUUUCAUUUUCAGAAGAAAUCUUGUAAAAGAAUUUUUCUGUCAUUAUUUCUAUUCUCAAACAGUUACAUAAGGGCAUGAUACUUAUAAAUGGAUAAGUGAAAGACAAUAGUGAUUGGGUGCAGGUAAAGAUACUUAUAAAUGAUAGAAAUUAAGGGAAGAAUCAUAAUAGACUGAUACAAAAGAUAAAAUAGAUGUGAUUGAUUCUUAAGUAAAGGAAAUUCAUUAGAAUUUUGCUACAAAAGCAGAGUUGUAAGCAUUAAAAUAAAAAUAUGGUAUUAAAUAUUAAUUAAUUAUGUCUUAGAUAAUAUUUUGAGAGAUUAAGAUAUCUAAAUUAAAGAAAUUGCUAAAACUUAAGAAUAAGAGUAAUAAUAAAUAAAUAAAAAUGCUGAAGAUAUAAUUUAAAAAUAAGAAUAAAUUGAUAAAAUUAAUGAGGAAUUAGAUAAACUUCGUAAACUUAUAAAUGAUCAAAAUAAAAUAAUAUCUGAUUUAUAAACAUAAAAACCAGAUACUAAUGUUUAUCAAAUUUAAUAAUCUAAACCAUUAUCAGAUGAUUCAUUAAAGGAUGUUUAGAAUAGAUUAGCAUAACUUGGUAAAAAUAUAUUAUUUAUAUUAUAUUAGAAUCUUAAUAUAAAGAAUUACUAAAAUAAAUCAAUAAUUAACCAAAAAAUUUAUUAUAACCAAUCUAAAUGAAAGAUUAAGAUUAUAUAGAUUAACCAAAUUCUGAAGUUGAUUUAACUGAUAUAAAUAAAAAAUUAGAUAAUCAUGAAGAAGAAAUUUAAAAAUUAUUUGAAUUACUUGAUGAAUUAAGAAAAAAAAAUAGGGAUGGAGUUUAAGGAGUAGGAUCUAAUGUUGAUAGUGAAGAUCUAUUGAUUAUCAAAAAUGACAUUAAAAAACUCUUUACUUUAUUAGAAUAAUUAUAAACAUAACUAAAUUUAGCUUCAUUUGGUAAUUCAGGUGAAGAAGGAAAUAAUAUGGGAGAAAAUUAAAUGGUAAUUAUUUUAGCAGAAAUCAAUAAAAUAAGAGCUUUAUUAGAAAAUUAUGCUACUCAAUAAGAUUUAACUAAUCUUGGUUAAAAAGUUGCAUUAUAAUAAAAAUAAACAUAUGAUCAUAUUGAUGAAGAAAUUGAAAAAGUUAGAAGAGAAUUUAAAAUGAAUCUUGGUAAAAAAGGAGAUUUAACUGAAUAAGAAAAACUCAAAAAUGAAAUUGCUUAAAUUAAAGAUCUUUUAAACAAAACUAAACGUGGAUCCUAACCACAAUUAGAUAAUAGUCCAAGUAAAGGACCUUAAUUAAGUCCAGAUUUUUUAAAUACUUUUAAAGAAUUAUAAGAUUAAGUUGCUUAAAAUGAAUAGUAAUUAUUUUAAUUAUAUUAUUUAUAGAGAAUUAAUUAAUCAUAAAUCUCAAUUUUUAUAAAAUACUUAAUAAGUUUAAUAAAAGAUUGCUGAAUUAGAAAAUAAGAUGAAAUAAACUAAAACUGAUUCAAUUAUUUCUGGUUUAUAAGAAUUAAGAGAAAUAUAAGAUUAAAUGAAAAAAGAUUAAGAUACAAAUAAAGCUAAAAUAGCUUAAUUUGGAAAGAAAAUUGAUGGAGUGGUUACAAGAGAAGAUCUCUUGGCAUUAUUUGAACCUAAAUUAAAAUAGGUUCGAGAUGAAUUAUCUAAAUAAAUUGAAGAAUUAAGAAUUAAAUUAGAAAAGAAGGCUGAACUUGAAGAUUUAGAAAAACUUUAAAAUGAUCUUGUCUCUAGAUUAGAAGAAGUUGUUUAAGCUCUCAUUAAAUAAUUAGCUAAUAAAUCUGAAACUAAAAAAGCUUUGAUUUAUCUAGAAUAAAGAGUAUAUUUAUAAUUUAAAUAGAUUAAUUAAAUAUUUAUGAUGUUAGAAGGAGAAGGAGGAUCUAAAGAUUAGGAAGGUUUGUUUGCUAAGAAAUAACUUUGGUCUUGUGCUUCAUGUGAUAAAGAAUUAGAUAAAUUUAAAGGAUAAUUAGGAGAUUAUAGAGGAUGGGCACAUUUCCCACCUAAAGAGACAUCUCCUGAAAGAAUGGGAAGAGUAUAUAUAUUUAAAAUAAUAUUUUAGUUUGGUGUUGGAUAUAAAUAAAUGCAAGAAAAAUCAAAAAAUAAUAGAGAUAAAAUAGAUAAAGAAAGAUAUCCGAAUGAUAAAGAUAGACCCAAUAGUCAAGCUAAUUAAUAAUUCUAUCAAACAGGUUCAUAAAUGAGUUAAAGCUAAAACAAUCUUCCAAAGAUUAAUAAAUGA
Molecule: messenger RNA, 2335 nt
Organism: Paramecium primaurelia
Lineage: Eukaryota; Ciliophora; Oligohymenophorea; Peniculida; Parameciidae
Source: the annotation of a GenBank genome assembly